This is a messenger RNA of Halichondria panicea, 687 nucleotides long. RefSeq lists its product as uncharacterized. The record is from RefSeq and is a predicted model, not a curated record. Lineage: Eukaryota; Metazoa; Porifera; Demospongiae; Suberitida; Halichondriidae. The coding region runs from base 1 to 687 and encodes 228 amino acids. The transcript is spliced from 2 exons.
AUGUCCUGUGCUAGGGGAGGAUUCCCCUCAAUCAGGCACAACGAGAUCAGGGACCUAACUAGCUGGGCGGAGCCCGUGUGCAAUAAUGUUUGUACAGAGCCAGAAUUACAACCUGUGUCACAGGAAGCUCUGAGAGGUGCCUCAGCCAACCGCCAGGAUGGAGCACGGCUAGAUAUAGCAGCCAACGGUUUUUGGGGAGAAACAUUUGAAAGAACUUACUUUGACGUUAGAGUAUUUAACCCCCUUGCCCCGUCCAACAGACAUACCCAACUCUCUUCCGCAUACAGUAAGCAUGAAAGGAUAAAAAAGCGGGCCUAUGAACAAAGAAUAAGAGAGAUCGAACAUGCCACCUUUACACCACUUGUACUUUCUGCCACAGGGGGGCUAGGUAAUGAGGCCAACACAUUUUACAAAAGACUGGCAUCACUUCUGGCAACCAAAUGGAACAAUCCCUACAGUAGUACUAUGUGCUGGCUAAGAUGCCGACUAUCUUUCUCUCUCCUCCGAUCAUCAAUCAUGUCCAUUAGAGGAGCAAGGUCCUCAUGUGGGCACGCAGCGUUAACCCCAACAGCCGUGGACCUGGUUAACUCUGAAUGUAACAUUACUAUUUUCCCUUACUCUUUUUUCACUUACUUUGAACCUUCAAAAAAAAAAAAAGAAAAAAAAAAAGGAAAAAAAAAACAUUGA